UCAAUAAGCAAUUUGAAUGAUCAAAAUUCAUAGUUAUAGUUAUUCGAUUUUAUUUUUCUAGAUGUCUUACGUCGAUAGAUGUUUUUUUUGCUGUAAGCAAAUAAUAAAUAAGCUAUAAUUGGUUUAACAAUGAAGCGACUUUUAAUUUUUUUUCAUAAACAAUUGUUAUUAAUACUGUGAAAGCGAAUUAAAAAUUCGUGUAAGGUAAUAUUCAGUCAAUCGAAGGAACUGAACAAAUAUAUUCAUCUGAACAUUCGUUUGAAGUGGAACACAUGUGAAAAUUAGGAACAUCAUAAUCAACAAUUGAGAAAAUCGAAUGAAAUUAAACCGCCCAGACAUCUGCAGUAUAAAGAACUUGAAAAGAAAUUGUUGCAGUUAUAAAUGACUAGAUGGACUGCUAUAGAAAUGGACGCCCGAGAUGGAUGUCCGUAAAAGAAACACCAUUGUAAACUGUCCGACUGAUACGACGAUGUUGAACAUUGUAGAAAACGAACAUCAACAAACAAACGGCGGCGUGGUGACCAACGGCGGCACAGUGACCGCGACCACGUUAACAGGUUUAAACGGCAGCACGGCAAUGAUAGCCAGGGAGUGCGCCAACUGCGGCAAACGCAUCACCGAACGGUUCUUGCUCAAGGCUUUGGACUUAUUCUGGCACGAGGACUGUCUCAAAUGUGGCUGCUGCGACUGUCGCUUAGGCGAAGUUGGAUCCACGUUGUACACCAAAGCCAACCUGAUACUCUGCAAAAGGGACUACCUUAGGUUAUUCGGAGCGACCGGCAAUUGCGCGGCGUGCAACAAGGUAAUACCGGCGUUCGAGAUGGUGAUGAGGGCCAAAAACAACGUCUACCACUUAGAGUGUUUCGCGUGUCAACAGUGUAAUCAUAGGUUUUGCGUGGGCGAUCGUUUUUAUCUGUGCGAGAACAAGAUCCUGUGCGAAUACGACUACGAGGAACGAUUGGUGUUCGCGAACAUGGCCACGUACAACUCGUCCAGUCUGGCGCACAUAAGAAGGCAAGUCAGUAGAUUACAGCAGCCAGCGGCAAACGAACACGCCCACGCAACAGCAGCAACAGCAGGAGACGUUGUAGGACCGACCGACGAGGUGGACCGGUGCAGAGCCACCUCGGUCGAGCAACAGCAACGGCGACCACUACCAUCAUACGACACAGCCGUCAUCGGUUACGGCGGCGCAACAGCACCACCAGCAUCAGGUCAGCAGCAGCAACAACAACAACAGCAGCAGCAGCAACAUCAUGUACAGCAACACCAACAAAUGCAACAGCACCACCAGUUCCUGUCUGCAACAGCCGGUGCUACAGUGCUGUCUGCACAUCAAUCAACGGUCGUCAUGGGUGGCGGAGGAGUCGGUGGAGGAGGAGCUGGAGGCGGAAGUGGACGAGUCGACGACGGAUCGAGCGGUUACGGCAGUCCGGACUCUGAGACCGGCAUCGAACCGUCCACUGCAGCCGCCGCUGCCGCUGCUGCCGCAAACAUCGGUGGUGCUAUCAUCGCGUCCUCGGCCGCCGCGGCACCGCCGGUACAAUAAUCGUCAUGCCACUGUUACGCCACUGAUUCCAACCGCGGUAUACACAUACGGGCCUCGGUAACCUCGAUACCCUCCACCGCUGCAAAACGCGACAUUAUCGUUCUUACACCUACACGUCGUCUCGUGCGUCAUUUGCAGAGUAACAGACGCCUCUUACGAGGACCGCGGAAAAAGUCUGUCUAAAAUUGUGUGUUGUCCAUCUUUUCGCGCCCGACGAUGACCGAAAUCAGUUGCUAACAUUGUUUCGUCAUCGCGUUAUGCCCCCACAUACGAUAAUAUUACAAUAAUUAUUGUUGGUACUUGGUACCUAUUACCUAUACCUAUAAUGUUUAAUAAUACAUAAUGUUAUUGUAUGAUUAUUGUCGAUGAUUCGUACGUCGUAUCGUUCUAGUCUUAAACGAUGCCAAAUUUACACACACACACAUACACACACACAUAUAUAUAUAAAUAUACUAUAUACCUAUUGAGUAUAUUAUAAUAUUAUGGAUGUUGAUUUUUUUUUUUUCAUUUAAUUUUGUUUUUUGUUUUGUUAUUAUUAUUAUUAUUAUUACUAUUAUUAUUAUUAAUUAUUGAUUAUAUUAUAUAGGUAUACUUAAUGAAAAAAAGCAAAUGUAGUUACAACGAAUCAGGCACACCGCGCACACGUGAAAAUAAUAGGAGUUCGGUAUGAAAUAUUAUAAAAGUUCAAUUGUCACCAAUACAAUAUAUAUUAUAUUCUAUAAUAUCACGGUCACACAUCCGAGUGGCAUAACGCUGUUCAUUUCCGUGUUAUAUAUAAUCCGUUAAAUCCUGUAAAUCAUUUUAAAAACAAUUCAAAUCGUUUUAAAAUAACAUUUGUCGUGGUUGAUUUUUCGAACUAAAAUAUCGUUCUCUCUUUUUCGGUUGUCUAUAUUAUAAUAAUUAUUAUAUACCUACGAAUACUUUCCCUCGAAUACAAUAUUUAACAAAUCACGCGUUUUGUACAUAACAUAAUACAUUUAAUUAAAUAGGUAUAUAACGUCGACCGACAUUAAAGUUUAAUAUUAUAAUAUCUUAAAAAUACGAAACAAAAUAAUAACCAUGUACAUUUUCAAAUGCUCAAAUUAUAACAAUACGCCCACGGGCAGAGACGGUUUUAUUAUUUUUCAUUGUUAUUAAAUAUACUAAUUUAUAAUACAUAAUACGAGUAUUCGAGCUGUAUUUGAGGGAUUAUUGUUAAUGUAAAUUAUUAUUAUUUAUUUAUUAUAAAUGGAUAAAUAUCGUGACCCGUUGAUGUUUUUUUUUUUUUGAAAUGAUUAAAUAAGCGUUUAUACCAUUUCCUAAUGAGAUUUUUGUGGCAGACCUCCUCUAUCCCUGCCCUCUACGAAUCGUGUACAGUACCGAUUUAGGUAGUAUAUAUAUUAUAUGUAUAUAUAAUAUAUAUACAUAUAUUAAUAAAUAUGAUUACUAUUUUGUGUAUAAACGUUUUAUUGGACUAGUAUGUUUUAGUUGUUUUUUUUUUAAUUUUUUAAUGUAUUAAGUUAUUACACCUAAUUUUUAAUUGGUACUUGUUGUUUAGUAUACAAAAUAUUACGGUUUCCUGACGAAAAAAAAUUUAAAUUUCAUUACUAAAAAGCGUCCAUUUACCUACUAAACGUUAUAAAAAACAAAAAUAUAUACAAUGAGAUGUUUUGAUUUGUUGAUAUCAUACUUAAUCAAUUCUCUUUUGCUGCAGUUUACAGCUUAUUAAUAUUUUAAAUGUAACAUAUCCGUUCAGAAGUUGUAUACGAUUGUUGGGAUAAAAUAAAAUCUGAUCUCAGAAA
This is a messenger RNA of Rhopalosiphum padi (bird cherry-oat aphid), 3330 nucleotides long. RefSeq names its product insulin gene enhancer protein ISL-2B-like. Gene Ontology annotation, molecular function: transcription coactivator activity; DNA-binding transcription factor binding. The coding region runs from base 419 to 1549 and encodes 376 amino acids. Gene Ontology annotation, biological process: positive regulation of transcription by RNA polymerase II. Gene Ontology annotation, cellular component: nucleus. The transcript has 7 exons. Lineage: Eukaryota; Metazoa; Arthropoda; Insecta; Hemiptera; Aphididae. The record is from RefSeq and is a predicted model, not a curated record.